Triticum aestivum (bread wheat) is the source of this 991-nucleotide messenger RNA. RefSeq lists its product as uncharacterized. The transcript has a single exon. Lineage: Eukaryota; Viridiplantae; Streptophyta; Magnoliopsida; Poales; Poaceae. The record is from RefSeq and is a predicted model, not a curated record. The coding region runs from base 323 to 901 and encodes 192 amino acids.
UGUGACGAAAGGGAGAUGGGAACAAGAAAGCUGUCCGUCCAAGCCAGCCAAAGCCAGGCCAAGCCAAGGCGACAACGUUGAUGCAAAUGCAAGCGCAAGCUGUGUGCGCGGCCGCAAUAAUACCACCACAGCACACCACACGGAACCGAAAUUUCAGGUGCACGCCCUACUCCCCCCUCCCCUCCCCAAUCCAUCCCCAAACCAGCGCUGAAAAUCGCAUCGCGCCGCGCCGCCACCAGACGCCGGGUUUGGCGGGUUGGGUCGCUCCCGUGGCCGCCGUUGCUGUCGCCGCGUGUCCGCCCUGGCGGUGGCGGUUGCAUGUAUGCGGGAGGGGCGAGCCAAUGGCGGGGUCGACGGAGAGAGAGGCGGCGCUGACGCCGCCGCCGGUCCCGUGGGCGCGCCUCGGCGGCAGAGGCCGGCCCGGCCCCACCCGUCCUCAUCCGGCUCGGCCGCGUCGUCUUCGUCGGGUGGAGGAGAGGCGGGGGCAGGGGGAGCCAAGAAGCAGGGGAGGCGCAAGAGCAAGCGGCGGGAGCAGGUCGUGAGGGCGAUCCGGGGCCGGCUGCCUCCCCCGCCCGCCUGCUGGGGCAACGUCUCGGUGGUCCGGGAGAGGAGGGGCCGGAGGGAGAGGCCUGGCGUCGACGCCGUCCGCGGGGUCGAGGAGGGGGAGGGGCGCUCUGGCGCGGGAACCGCCGCGCUGCCGGCGUGGUGCUGCCUCUGCCCCGAAGGGGACUGCUCGCUGGAGCCCAACCCGAGCGCCAACGGCAAGGAGGACCCCGGCCUCCGCGCCCUCAUCGAGCGCAACGACUUCUACUCCGACGACUGCAACCCGCACGCCGCCGCCGCCGCCGAAGACGACGACGACGACGACGGCGCGGCAAGCCCCGCCGCCGAUUUUGAUUAGAUGCCCGUCUGUCGAUCCGCCGUUCGUCACUGCACAUUGCUGUACAAAAAGUUUUACAUCCGGAAAAAGAAGAAGGUAUACACAGGUUUA